AUGUCCUCUGCUCUGCUACGUUUGUUCAGAACUACUCAGCCGCGUAUAUGGUCCCAGCCUCGACCAUGCCUUCAACGCAGCAUCCGAUAUUUUCCUCCUGCUCUCACUGAUCUUAGUCCAGAACCCCCCUCUCUCGAGGAAAUCAAGCAUGAAGAGGAACUUGCCGCUCGAGAGGAAGAACUCGCCGAGGCGAUGGAGAAGGAAGCUGAAAGUGCUCCUACUCCAACUGAGGAUCAAAGUGCCGCCCCCUCUGACACCUCGUUCAAAUUGUUCAUGAAGGAUACUGCCCCGAAAUUCAAGUUCGCUGCUCCGAACAAUUGGUUGGGUGGCAAUGUGCCAUUUCCUCUGAAUAGGUCCUUCGUGCCCCCUCCCCCAAUAUCUGAUAAACAAAGAAGUGAAAUGUACAGACUUUAUAUGCUUGAUCCGGAGAAGUACAGCGUUCGCGCCUUAUCCCAGAAGUUCCACGUUAGUUUGGACCGUGUAGAUGCUAUAUUGCGCUUGAAAGGUAUGGAAAGUGCAUGGGUUAAGGGAAAUACAUUACAAACCGGUUUUGUGACAGGGAUGGAAAGAAUUCUCGGUGUACCUCAGUUUACUGCUGACGCCAUAAACACGGAAGGCAUGGAAACAAAUGAAGCAAUGUUAGUGCUCCGUCACGACGUUCAUGAAGCAGACAUGAUGGAGGAGGCCGAAAAAAAUGAUCCUGCCCGUCAACGGUAUCAACGAAUGUACUGGGAAUCGCUUCCUGAAUUUGCUGGAGAAGCAACCGUUCCCGCGUCUCUCGAACGUAGUAGAAGAACGGCCGAGCGGUUGGCUGCGAAAGCUGCCCAAGCGAAGGCCCGCAAAUAUCUUCCCGUUAUUCCCGACACCGAUACGAUUCAAACACCCAAAGCACUUGUCCAGGUAUCCUCCAAAGCAGGUCGACCAGACAUUCACUUCAUUGACGUGGGCACGAAAUUCUUGGACAUUACCAGUGAAACGAAACGUUUGGCUCAUAUAGAGACGCGUGCCAGAUUACGGGCGAAGAAAGUGGCUCAGAAGCAAAGGUUAACAGUAUAA
This is a messenger RNA of Lentinula edodes (shiitake mushroom), 1056 nucleotides long. RefSeq names its product eukaryotic mitochondrial regulator protein-domain-containing protein. Gene Ontology annotation, biological process: mitochondrial translation. Bases 1 to 1056 code for a protein of 351 amino acids. The transcript has 4 exons. Lineage: Eukaryota; Fungi; Basidiomycota; Agaricomycetes; Agaricales; Omphalotaceae. Gene Ontology annotation, molecular function: structural constituent of ribosome. Gene Ontology annotation, cellular component: mitochondrial small ribosomal subunit. The record is from RefSeq and is a predicted model, not a curated record.